UCAAAGUAGAGUAGUGUUAUUUGUAGGAAUCUGCAGUUACCUGUUGGACCCAAAUGUAUCUACUCCGAAUUAGCCACCAAUUAAUUAAUUAUUUAUUUUAAAUUGGUUUGGGCAUUACGCUGUGGUAGGUAUUUAGUGUAACCUAGUGCAGAUUGUGCUCAGUGCUGUAGCUUAUGAGCGAUAGGGAGGAACAGCAACCGGACGACCGGAUCCUGCGAUCAGCAAGACGCCCACUUGCACACUUGGCAUUAGGACCAGAGGGCGACAAGUACCUGUUCCGCCAGCGUAGGGAGAGUCUGCAGCAGCAGCAGAGAGGUAGGGACGCAGAAGUUAGCAGAGCUUUCGCAAGUGAGGCCGCUGCUUCAGUAGCCAUGGCUAGCGCUGCACAGCAGUCCUCUCAGGCUGGGAGUUCAGGAACUGUAGGGUCAACUGCGGCGCAGACCCAGAGUAAGUCGGCUGGCGUAAUGGCAAGCCAGUCAAAUGUGUUGUCACCCGAGGAGAUCGCCAUACAGCAGGCUGCCCUGCAAGAGGCACAGCUACAGAAGGCUUUAGGGGAUACAAAGGCAGAGAAAGAGAGAAUGAUUAGAAGAGUAGCCAGGAUGCAGCGAAGAGAAGCGGAUGUUAGGCAGUUAGAGGAAAUGGAUCUGACCAAUAUGAAUGUGGAUGUGAGGGGGCGAGUGCAUCGCCUGAGUCGACCUGUGGAGUCGACCUGUGCCAAGAAACAGCGCAUGGUAGUUAAUGACUACCUUCAGGACGUUGAGUGCCUUUUCCCGCACGCGGGAGGGGAAUUGAGACAUCGCGUCUCGUUCCUAGUGAGUGACGAACUCCCCAUGGAUAUGUUGUCAGACAGGUGUGAGGCUGCUUUCAGGCAACUGAAGCAUGCAUUGACACACUAUGAGGUCUUGAAACUUCCUGAUCCUGACAAGUCGUUCGUUGUAACUACGGAUGCCAACCAAUAUGGCAUUGAUGCCGUACUUGCCCAGCAGGAGGGGAAAACGUUGAGACCGGUAGAGUACAUGUCCAAAAAGAUGCCCUCUCAAAAGUUGGCUAAGUCCACCUAUGAGAAGGAGCUCUAUGCGAUCUACAAGGCGCUAACACAUUGGAGGCAGUAUCUCCUUGGGCGCUUCUUCUACGCCAGGACUGAUCAUCAGACCCCGAGGUGGAUGAAGACUCAGUCAGUACUCUCUGAUGCUCUGAAGCAUUGGAUAGAAGUCAUAGAACAGUACGACUUCGAGCCCCAGUACAUCAAGAGCGAGUACAACAAGGUUGCAGAUGCGUUGUCGCGCAGGCCAGACUUCCUCGGUGCGCUGGUCACUGAAUUUGGGCUUGCGGACGAUGUUACUCAGUCUUUGGUGGAAGCCUAUCGCGAGGACCCGUUUAUGGCCGAGAUCAUACGCAGACUCGAGGCGAAGGACAAAGAGACUUCCGCCGAGUUUGAGUUGGUCAACGGCCUGCUGUUCCUUGAGAAGGCAGGGAAUAAGCGUUUGUGUGUCUGUCAGAGGGACAAGCCACGUGCUCAGGCUCCUCUUGGGCUCGUGAAGCCCCUUCCAGUUCCGGAAAGGCCUGGUGAGAGCCUGUCCAUGGACUUCAUGGAUACGCUGGUCACCAGCAAGAGUGGAAUGCUCUACAUCUACGUCCUUGUGGAUAGGUUUAGUAAGUUUGCUAGGUUAGUUGCAAUGCCGGCAACAGCUAAGACGGAGUAUGUGAUUACAAUGUUUAAAGAGAAUUGGAUUAGAGAUUUUGGAUUGCCAAAGUCUAUCGUUAGCGACCGGGACGUGCGAUUUACCAGCGAAUUGUGGAAAGCAGCAGCUGCAGAGCAAGGCACGCAACUGCAGAUGACAUCAGGCAAUCAUCCCGAGGCAAACGGGCAGGCUGAACAAAUGAAUCGCGCUGUACAACACCUGCUAAGGCAUUACAUAAAGCCAAAUCAGGUAGAUUGGGAUGAGAAACUUGCUCUCAUCACCAGUUUGUACAAUAAUGUUGUGCACAGCGCAACCGGAGCCAGUCCUAACAGCUUGCUAUUGACCUUCAGACCUGGACUUCCUUUAGACUUUCUACUACCUGACAAUCAGCCAACUGCUGCACCAGGGACUCUAGAGUUUGUGUAUAGAUAUGAGCACUUGAUGCAGCAGGCUGUUGAGCAGAUGCACAAAGCACAGGCGGCGAUGAUAGAGUCUGAGAACAAGCACCGCCGCCCAUCUACAUUCCAGGUAGGGGAAAGAGUCUGGGUGAAGUCCUCCGAACUGGAACAAGAGUACGGUAUAUCCCGUAAACUCGUGCCACAGUACUUUGGGCCGUGGGAGGUAUUCGAUGUCGUGGGGAAUGAACCGGAUGGCCCGUCUUAUGUUAUUCGCAUCCCUGGUCACUUACGCACUUACCCUGUCUUUCACGCCUCCAAGCUUGCACCUUUCAAGGAAACAGAUCAGUUUCCUUCUCGACGCUCAAUGCUGCCCCCAACCAUGGAUGGAGAGGUGGACAUAGACGACAUCGUGGAUCACAGAGAGCUGCCCGUUCCAAGACCGACAGGCAGGGGACGUCCUCCGAAACCGAAGCUGCAGUACCGAGUUCGGUUCCGACAUCAUCUGGAUCCAAAGGAGGACCGCUGGUUCACUAGGGAGGAACUCAUGCAGAACGCUCCUCAGAUCGUAGCUCAAUAUGAGAAGUCUCUGCAGAAGGGAAAGCUCCAGAUCAUCGAAGACUGAACUUCUCAGAGGACUAGCGAAGUUAUGGAGGAGGGAAUGCGAGGCUUAUGCCCCUAUGAGCCCC
Molecule: messenger RNA, 2766 nt
Organism: Chara braunii
Lineage: Eukaryota; Viridiplantae; Streptophyta; Charophyceae; Charales; Characeae
Source: the annotation of a GenBank genome assembly